AUAUUUUCCUUCCAGAAACACUCAUGAAGCAUGAAAAAAAUCUCAAAACAAAAAGUAUGAAAAAGAAGAGGCUGGACCAGCAAGAGAGUAUAAAUGAAGGUUUGGUUAGCUGUCUUCCUCAAGGAACACACACUCGGGCUUAACUACAGAUUCUCAGAGUGCAGUGAACAGCUAAGCAUUCCAAAAUGCUACAUUAUUUUGUGGUAUUCUCUUGCCUUUGUGCCAUGAGCAUGACUAUGCCUGUACCUGAAUAUUACUCGUACUCCCCUGCUGCGGGGGAAGGCAGUGGAACUGAAUUUUCCACUGCGCGUGAGGGUCGCAUCACUGGAGUCAGAGUUUAUGAAUAUCCCUACUAUGGAUACUACUACAACAACUACAUAAAUGGGCUCCAGUUGCAAUAUAACGGUAACUGGACAACACUGGUUGGCACGAACAGUUAUGGCAAUCAAAGGGAGAUGACACUCUUCGACAACGAAUAUUUUGUUCAAGUCUCUGGAAAGUAUUACUCUGGCUUCAUCUCUGAGCUUAUGUUUGUCACUAAUGAGGGGCGCUCUUUCAAAGUGGGGCAGCCAACUGGACUUUCAUUUAACUUCUACCCAACCCAUGAUGGAAGUGAACUACGUUUCCUCAGCGGUCGACAGAAUGGAUUUGCCCUGACCUCCAUUGGGGCUCACUGGGCUGUGUUUAACAACAAUUCGACUGCAUCAUAAAGACAGAAAUGUCUCUCUGGCUAAGAAUUUUGUGUUUAUUUAGGGAAAAUGCAAGUUAAUAAGUAACCUAAUAUUUUAGUAAUAUACCUAGUAAUAUUUUUUUCUGAGCUCUUGAUGAUUAAAUUUUGGAUUUUUCUGAGUUGUCAACAUUAUUUGAAAUCAUUUCUGGUUAAUAUUUCAGUCUUAAAAAUAAUUUACAAAUUAAAUAAUUCAAGACUGGCUAAUCAAAUGUUAUUCCUAAUCAUGCUUUAAGGGCUUCUCCUUUAACACAAUAAUUCCUAAAUGCUUUCAAUGAUUAUUAAACUAUUAGGCUUGAUUUUACUAUUAAAGGUGAUUUUUUUUUUGUAUUAAAAUUUAUCAAAACAAAUGUUAUACUUUGUUUCAUUAUAUGAGGAUCACAAUAAAACUAACUUAAAAUAUU
This is a messenger RNA of Megalobrama amblycephala (Wuchang bream), 1131 nucleotides long. RefSeq names its product zymogen granule membrane protein 16-like. The record is from RefSeq and is a predicted model, not a curated record. NCBI's taxonomy places the organism in Eukaryota, Metazoa, Chordata, Actinopteri, Cypriniformes, Xenocyprididae. The coding region runs from base 186 to 710 and encodes 174 amino acids. The transcript is spliced from 4 exons.